Messenger RNA from Leptidea sinapis, 1226 nucleotides. RefSeq names its product myrosinase 1-like. Bases 231 to 1226 code for a protein of 331 amino acids. The transcript is spliced from 4 exons. Gene Ontology annotation, biological process: carbohydrate metabolic process. Lineage: Eukaryota; Metazoa; Arthropoda; Insecta; Lepidoptera; Pieridae. The record is from RefSeq and is a predicted model, not a curated record. Gene Ontology annotation, molecular function: beta-glucosidase activity.
UACAUUUAUCUUUGAAAAAGCGUUCAUAUAUCGUCAAUGUAAAUUGCAAGAUAGAUGCAUCGGAGUGUCGAGAUGAUAUAUUUUGGGAAAACAAUGCUAUUACUAUGUUUGAUGCACAUAACAAGUGCCACCAAAUUGAGGUACACAUACAAAGGAUUGAAACAAAAUAGAACUUUUCCGCCUGAAUUUUUAUUUGGCGUAGCAACAUCAGCAUUUCAAAUUGAAGGAGGAUGGAGCCAAGGAGUUGGUCGAUGUGGGACUACCAUAUAAAGACUGAUCCUCAAUAUAUUUCCGACGGUUUCAAGUAUGAAGUUGCUGCGGAUUCAUAUAACCAAUAUAAAAGAGACGUCCGCCUACUAAAGGAGCUGGGUGUGAAUGUAUACAGAUUUUCCAUAUCAUGGCCCAGAAUACUACCUCUCGGCACACCGGAUUAUGUUAACCCUGAAGGAAUAUCAUAUUACAAUAACCUUAUCGAUGAACUUCUCGAUAAUGGUAUAACACCAAUGAUAACUAUUUACCACUGGGAUCUGCCUCUUCGCCUAGCCGAACUUGGUGGCUGGUUGAACGAAGAUAUUGCAAAUUGGUUAGGAGAUUAUGCCAGAGUAGCUUAUCAAAAUUUCGGAGACAGAGUAAAGACCUGGCUAACAAUAAAUGAGCCAUUUAUUCACUGUAGCCUUGGCUAUGCAUCUGGCAAACACGCGCCCAGAAUUGUUUCUCCUGGUGAAGGCUUCUACGAAUGCGGUCGCAAUGUGCUUCUCGCUCAUGCAAGAAUGUACCACAUUUAUUACGAUGAGUUCAAAUCGCAAGGCGGCAAAGUCAGUCUGAUCUUCAGCAGCGAUAUGGCCUUCCCUCUCACAGAUUCUCGUGACGAUGCGGAAGCAGUUGAAGAUUAUUUUGCCUUUACGCUUGGCCAGUAUGCGCAUCCAAUCUUCUCACCACAAGGCAACUAUCCUCAGCGACUCAUAUAUAGGGUUGGCAAUGCUAGUUCGGCUCAAGGUUAUAAACACUCCCACCUUAAACCCUUCACACCUGAACAGAUAAACUAUAUCAGAGGAACUGCAGAUUUUUUCGCCCUGAAUAGUUACUCCAGUUAUUAUAUAUACAGAAAUGAUUCGUUGAAAGAACUCUUUGCAACGCCUUCAUAUGAAGAUGAUCUAUACAUCGGUACCUACACUGAGCCCCAGUGGACGAUAGAAACUAGUCCGUGGAUGUAUGUAAGUAAAUGA